CGGACAACUUUUCAACUAAACUGGUCAGACCAGUCAACUUUGGUCCACUUGUCUUUUUUGUGAAUUUCAGCUCAGACUUUCUAUUGCCUUUGCCUUGUACUUUGUCUCUGGAUUGUUUUCAACUUAAAUUAUCAAAAUGAAUGAAAAUGAUAGUAAUUCCAAUAAAACUACAAUAAGAGUGAAACUAUUGGAUGAUUAUCAAGAUAUUGUUAUUGACUGGAAUGCAGAGGAAAGUGAGGAAAUUCAUAAAUCAAUACUUGAACAGCUUUCGACAUUCACAAGGAUACCAAGUGAAAAGAUUGAAUAUGCAACGUUUAACAAGCCGAGUAAUGGGUUGACUUAUCCUGAAAAUCCUUUUGCGCACAGUCUCGAACCGGACAUUUCAAUCUUACGUUAUCACUGGAACUCUUGUGGUUUCAAGAUGCAAGAUAUGCGAGAUCAUUUCUUUACAGAUGGCGAUUGCUUCAUAUUCAAUAUAAUGCUAGAACUACCCUUUGAGUUGGAUAAAGUUUAUGUUGAAUAUUUUUUGGUGCAUCAAGAUUUAGUUGACGAAACUGAAUGCAGCCCAUAUCUCUGUCUUCAUACAUGCAACAGAGCUUUUUUGGAUAAAAUAGCUGGAAUAUUCAAUUCAGAUUUUGAAUCAUAUCUUCUUGCUCAGUCUCGUCGAAUCAUAUUUGAUGAAGAACAUUUGGCGCGUGUGGACAGACGAAAAAAUGAAAUACUUGCCCAUUUUAAUAUCGGACAAUAUUUUGAUGAUUAUUGUUGCAGAUCUCAUUAUAUUUCUACCCGAGGAACUAUUAACAGACCUCAAAAUCGUAUCUACUUGCCAUACCGUGGUUAACUCUGAUUGUAUCAGAUUGAAAUGUGUCAUCUAAAAUUUAAUCCAUUUGCAGCAAAUAAAACCGAAAUAAAUUUUCAAUUCAUUUUAUUUUAAA
Molecule: messenger RNA, 935 nt
Organism: Tetranychus urticae (two-spotted spider mite)
Lineage: Eukaryota; Metazoa; Arthropoda; Arachnida; Trombidiformes; Tetranychidae
Source: RefSeq, a predicted model, not a curated record